AUGGAUGUUUCAUUUUUCAACAAUUUUAGGUUCCGAGAAAAUCCACUAUUGAGAGUAAAUGAAAACUGCGUUGACCUCGAUCUUGGAGAGAUUUGCUCGUCAAACUGCGCUGAAAAAACUGUAGCAUGCUUGAGCUACUGUAACUCCGACGAUGUCUCUUGUCAAAACAGCUGCGUUCGACAGGGGUUUGAUUGUAUCGAUGGCUGUCCUUGCCACACCGACUGUUUCGAAGGGUGCGAAGGUUGUGCCGCGGAAAUUUGUAGCGUUUGCGCUGAGCCAGGAGAAAAUCCUGAUUAUAACCGCUGCUUGAACGAGGUCGAGUUGGAUCUGUAUCAGUGCCUCGACAGAUGCGGCGGGGAUUCUGCAUGUGUUAAUCAGUGCACUUUGCAGUUUUUGGAAGACUUUGAGAAUUGCCCCUGCGAGUCGGGCUGCCCAAAUGGCUGCCCUUGCCCAAACUACGACUGUGGAGAUGUCAACCCGACAUUGCCGCCACAAGAACUCGGCUCGGUCUUGAUCCUAGACAGAAACUACAAUCAUCUUCCAGCUCUCGCGAAUUUUAACAGCUUCAAUGAAGACAUCAAGGUUUCCUUCUACAACAACGGCCCUGACAACUUGGAAUACAACUUUAACGACGGCUGCUCUUUUGUUUAUCGUGGCAAAAACUAUCUCUUUGGCGGCUGGUACGAAAAUGAAGAUGGAUCUAAGGCGCCUGGGCCUCAUAUUCUGAAUGAAUGCGACAUAGAAAAAGUUGAAGGCGAAACAUUUUUCUUCGACUGCUACAGUGGUGCUGUUGGUUUUCUGCCGACAGAUGAUGAUCCAGAAGCUUACGUAAUGCUCUACGAUGGCAAGCAUAAAGUCCAAACCUACGACGGAUCGAAAGUUUGGGACAACUCGUUGCCAGAGCCGAAAGUCUCGCACACAGGGACCGGUGGACAUAUUCCGGUUUAUGAAGGCUACCCGAUUCUUAUUUCAGGAUACAAUGAAGAUACAGGAAUCGGCACAAAUGCUGUUGAGCGAUAUAACAAAUAUUACGGCUGGUCAAUUCGGGAAGGAAUCGAGUUCCCCGAGCAAUACAUUCAAGAAUACACUUCAGUUUGGGGAGAUUUUGGCGUAAUCGUUUUUCCUGGCUUUCCUGGGGAAUCGAGCAAAAUCUGGCGACUGUACGAAGACCAGUGGACGAAUAUCAGCACUGUUCCUUGGGAUGGACCGAGAAGAUUUGCAAGAGCCGUGCUUUUUCCUAAUAAUGAGGUCAUGAUACUCGGUGGUUCAGGAUCCCAAAACUUUCAUAAGUUUGUUUUUAAUGACGACUUCACCUCAAUCGUUGGAGAAACUCUUGAAAAUCUACCAGCAAUUGCAAACUACGAUGACCCUCAUGCUAUUCUUGUUCCAAAUGGCCACUGUCGAUAUGCUUUCCGAUAUGGACUUGGAUCGGACCCGAUUUCCUUUGAAAACCCGAUCGGAAUGAGCACCAAAGAAAAGCUCUUGCCUCAGUAUUUGAAGGAAAUUGGAUACAAUACUCAUGCUGUUGGAAAAUGGCAUCUUGGAUAUUGCAAUGAUUCGUUCGUCCCGCAUAAUCGAGGAUUUGACACUUUUCUUGGUCAUUAUGGCGGUGGAGUCGAUUAUCAUACUCACGCUACUCAAGGUGCUUUGGGAAGCUACCUCAAUCACUUCCUCAACGGAGAGCCGCAUAUUCCUGAAGGUGGUUUCGACUUUGCAUCGUACGCUUGGAGCAACAGAACGAAUAAGGUCUUGAGGGAGAACACUGACAAGCCGAAUUUUGUCUAUUUGGCCUUCAAUGCUCCGCAUGAAAAAGUCGCUGCUCCUGCUGAUCUCAAGGAGGAGAUGAAUGCUUUGUAUCCCGACAUUCCUGCAACUCGCCGGCUUCAACUCGCUUCAGUAAAAUCAAUCGACGUCGCGAUGCAAAGUGUCAUCGAAGAAGCCUCAAAACUCGAUCGCGAAACCAUCGUUAUCUUCCACACUGACAACGGCGGCGCUAUCCAAGCUUACGCAGGCAAUAUUGAUGGCCCUCGAGGAUGCAGUUUCCCUUACAAGGGAUACAAAAGUGUCUUGGCUGAGGGAGGUACUUUGAGUCCAACUUGGGUUUACUCAACGAAAAGGCAAUUUCAUUCGCGAUACAUUGAUGGAAUGGUUCACAUCAUGGACUUUUUCCCGACUAUUCUUCACUGGGCAGGUUACGAUAAGCCAAUGCCAAGAAAUCUCGAUGGAAUCGACCAGUAUGAUCUUUUCGAAGAUGCUUCUAUCACCCAAAUUCGAGAUCGAUUCAUUUACGGACUUCUCCACGACUGGGAUGAUGAAAAUCUCGAGUGGAAGACAACCUAUGCCGUGCGUUAUGGGGACUACAAGUUUUUGAACUAUCAAUCUGAAUUGAUCGGAAACACUCAGUGCCCAGAAGGGUGGUUUAAUAAUCGUCAUGCAAAGUAUCUUUUCCCAUUCAAGAAAACAAGAGACGCAAGAAUGAACAAAGUCUGGGCAAUGUCCGAUGCUGAGCCAAACAAAGAAGCUGGUGAAACCAACCGCAACCCUGGAUUCUCUUUGUAUAACCUGAAAAAAGAUCCAUUCGAGACACGAAAUAUGGGUGUAGGAAGAGUCGGCAAGAAAUACACAAAAAUCUACAUGGAUCUCGUCAACGAUAUCCAAUCCUAUGUUGCGGAAGAGAUUCAGAAGGGAAUCCAAUAUCCAGUCACUGGAAAGUUCAAAGGAAAACUUGUCUCUAGAAUCAUGAAGAAGAUUCCUUUCGAUGAGAAGUUGCAGCAUUAUUACGAUACUGGGCGGGUUCUAUCUUUUGACAGCGAGACUCAAAACUCAUCUGGCUUUGAUGGGUACCUUGGAAGCAACUGGUGUCCAAACGAUCUUGAUGAGGCUUUAUUUAUUCAAAUGUACCACGAGGCUGUGGCGAACAAUCAAGAGAGCCUCGCUUACAUGAUCAAUCUGUAUCUGUGGGACGGCUACGGUCCAGAAGGAACAACUCGAUCUUCUCCGCCGCAGACAUUGUUCUUCAGCUCUAGAACUGGUCAAUCGGGCAGCAGUUGGUUCUGGGACGACGAAGAUAAUUUUGAAAGUGACUGGUGGUUUACUGAUGAAGAUGAAUAA
Messenger RNA from Oikopleura dioica, 3111 nucleotides. The record is from the annotation of a GenBank genome assembly. NCBI's taxonomy places the organism in Eukaryota, Metazoa, Chordata, Appendicularia, Copelata, Oikopleuridae.